UGAAGCCGCCCGUUUCCUGCUGGGCGGCGCGACGGCACCUGAGCAACUGCGGCGGCGGCGCCUUGGAUCGGGGGGCCCAGUCUGUAGUGCCGGCGCCGCCGCGUCUUUCCGUUCUCCUUUCUCGGACGCGCACGCUGUUCCUACCGGGCCCGCUGUGCCUCGAAUGACAAACUAGGUCUGUUCUGGAAGUUAAAAAAAUCAAGGUUUUAUAGGAUAACAUUAACAAAAGCAUGAUGGAGUUUUAUGAGUCAACAUAUUUUAUUGUCCUUAUUCCUUCAGUAGUUAUUACAGUAAUUUUCCUCUUCUUCUGGCUUUUCAUGAAAGAAACAUUAUAUGAUGAAGUUCUUGCAAAACAGAAAAGAGAACAAAAGCUUAUUCCUACCAAAACAGAUAAAAAGAAGGCAGAAAAGAAAAAGAAUAAAAAGAAAGAAAUCCAGAAUGGGAACCUCCAUGAAUCUGAUUCUGAGAGUGUACCCCGGGACUUUAAAUUAUCUGAUGCCUUGGCUGUAGAAGAUGAGCAAGUUGUAACUGUUCCAUUGAAUGUGGUUGAAACUUCAAGUAGUGUUAGAGAAAGAAAGAAGAAGGAAAAGAAACACAAGCCUGUAUUAGAAGAGCAGGUCACCAAAGAAAGUGAUGUAUCAAAGAUUCCAGGCAAAAAAGUAGAACCUGUCCCAGUUACUCAGCAGCCCACCCCACCCUCGGAAGCAGGUGUCUCAAAGAAGAAACCAGGGCAGAAGAAGUCUAAAAAUGGAAGCGAUGAUCAGGAUAAAAACGUGGAAACUCUUAUGGCACCUUCAAAAAAGCAAGAAUCAUUACCCCUCCACCAAGAGACUAAACAAGAAGGUGGAUCAGGAAAGAAGAAAGUAUCGUCAAAGAAGCAAAAGACAGAAAAUGUCUUGGUAGAUGAACCCCUUAUUCAUGCAACUACUUACAUUCCUUUGAUGGAUAAUGCUGACUCAAAUCCUGUGGUGGACAAGAGAGAGGUUAUUGAUCUGAUUAAACCUGACCAAAUAGAAGGAAUCCAGAAAACGGGGGCUAAAAAACUGAAGACUGAAACUGACAAAGAAAAUGCUGAAGUGAAAUUUAAAGAUUUUCUUCUGUCCUUGAAGACUAUGAUGUUUUCUGAAGAUGAGGCCCUUUGUGUUAUAGAUUUGCUAAAGGAGAAGUCUGGUGUGAUACAGGAUGCUUUAAAGAAGUCAAGUAAAGGAGAGUUGACUGCACUUGUACAUCAGCUUCAAGAAAAAGACAAAUUACUUGCUGCUGUGAAGGAAGAUGCUGCUGCCAUGAAGGAUCGGUGUAAGCAGUUAACCCAGGAAAUGAUGACAGAAAAAGAAAGAAGCAGUGUGGUUAUAGCAAGGAUGAAAGAUCGGAUUGGAGCAUUAGAAAAGGAACAUAAUAUAUUUCAAAACAAAAUGCAUGUCAGUUAUCAAGAGACUCAACAGAUGCAGAUGAAGUUUCAGCAAGUUCGUGAGCAGAUGGAGGCAGAGAUAGCUCACUUGAAGCAGGAAAAUGGCAUACUGAGAGAUGCUGUCAGCAACACUACAAACCAAUUAGAAAGCAAGCAGUCUGCUGAACUAAAUAAACUGCGCCAGGAUUAUGCUAGAUUGGUGAAUGAACUGACUGAGAAAACAGGAAAGCUACAGCAAGAGGAAGUCCAAAAGAAGAAUGCUGAGCAAGCAGUUACUCAGUUAAAGGUUCAACUACAGGAAGCUGAGAGAAGAUGGGAAGAAGUUCAGAGCUAUAUCAGGAAGAGAACAGCAGAGCAUGAAGCAGCACAGCAAGAUUUACAGAGUAAAUUUGUGGCCAAAGAAAAUGAAGUACAGAGUCUGCAUAGUAAGCUUACAGAUACCUUGGUAUCAAAACAGCAGUUGGAGCAAAGACUAAUACAGUUAAUGGAAUCAGAACAAAAAAGGGUGGAGAAAGAAGAGUCUCUACAAAUACAAGUUCAGGAUGUUUUGGAGCAGAAUGAGGCUUUGAAAGCUCAAAUUCAACAAUUUCAUUCCCAGAUAGCAGCCCAGACCUCUGCUUCAGUUCUAGCAGAAGAAUUACAUAAAGUGAUUGCAGAAAAGGAUAAGCAGAUAAAACAGACUGAAGAUUCUUUAGCAAAUGAACAUGAUCAUUUAACAAGUAAAGAGGAGGAACUUAAGGAUAUACAGAAUAUGAAUUUCUUAUUAAAAGCUGAAGUGCAAAAAUUACAGGCCCUGGCAAAUGAACAGGCUGCUGCUGCACAUGAACUGGACAAGAUGCAAAAAAGCGUUCAUGUUAAGGAUGAUAAAAUAAGAUUGCUUGAAGAGCAGCUACAAUGUGCAAUUUCAAACAAAAUGGAAGAAUUUAAGAUUCUAAAUGACCAAAACAAAGCAUUACAAUUAGAAGUUCAGAAGCUACAGACUCUUGUUUCUGAACAGCCUAAUAAAGAUGUUGUGGAACAAAUGGAAAAAUGCAUUCAAGAAAAAGAUGAGAAGUUGAAGACUGUGGAAGAAUUACUUGAAACUGGACUUAUUCAGGUGGCCACUAAAGAAGAGGAACUGAAUGCAAUAAGAACAGAAAAUUCAUCUCUGACCAAAGAAGUUCAGGACUUAAAGGCUAAGCAAAAUGAUCAGGUUUCUUUUGCAUCUCUAGUUGAAGAACUUAAGAAAGUGAUCCAUGAAAAAGAUGGAAAGAUCAAGUCUGUAGAAGAGCUUCUGGAAGCUGAACUUCUCAAAGUUGCUAAUAAGGAGAAAACUAUUCAGGAUUUGAAACAGGAAAUAGAGGCUCUAAAAGAAGAAAUAGGAAAUACCCAGCUUGAAAAGGCUCAACAGUUGUCUAUCACUUCUCAAGUUCAAGAGCUUCAGAACUUGUUAAAAGGAAAGGAGGAGCAGAUGAAUACCAUGAAGACUGUUUUAGAAGAGAAGGAGAAAGAUCUAGUCAAUAGAGGGAAAUGGUUACAGGAUCUUCAAGAAGAAAAUGAAUCUUUAAAAGCUCAUGUUCAGGAGGUAGCACAACAUAACCUGAAAGAGGCAUGUUCUGCAUCACAAUUUGAAGAACUUGAGACUAUGUUGAAAGAAAAGGAAAAUGAAAUGAAAAGAGUAGAAACUAUGCUGAAAGAGAGGGAGAGUGAUCUGUCUAGCAAAACAAAGCAGUUACAGGAGGUACAAGAUGAAAACAAAUUGUUUAAAUCCCAAAUUGAGCAGCUUCAGCAACAAAACUACCAACAGGCAUCUUCUUUUUCCUCUCCCGAAGCACUGUUAAAAAUAAUUUCAGAAAGAGAGAAAGAAAUAACUGAUCUCCAGAAUGAAUUAGAUUCUUUGAAGGAUGCGGUUGAACACCAGAGGAAGAAAAACAAUGACCUUCGGGAGAAAAACUGGGAAGCAAUGGAAGCAUUGGCAUCAACUGAAAAAAUGCUGCAGGAGAAAGUGAACAAGACUUCCAAGGAAAGACAACAACAUGUGGAAGCUGUUGAAUUGGAAGCUAAGGAAGUUCUCAAAAAACUAUUUCCAAAGGUGUCUGUCUCUUCUAAUUUGAGUUACAGUGAAUGGUUGCGUGGAUUUGAAAAGAAGGCAAAGGAAUGUGUAACUGAAACUUCUGGUUCAGAGGAGGUUAAGGUUCUAGAGCACAAGUUGAAGGAAGCUGAUGAAAUGCACACAUUGUUACAGCUAGAAUGUGAAAAAUAUAAAUCCGUCCUUGCAGAAACAGAAGGAAUUUUACAGAAGCUACAGAGAAGUGUGGAGCAAGAAGAAAAUAAGUGGAAAGUUAAGGUCGAUGAAUCACAAAAGAUUAUUAAACAGAUGCAGUUGUCAUUCACAUCUUCGGAACAAGAGCUAGAGCGAUUAAGAAGAGAAAAUAAAGAUAUUGAAAAUUUGAGACGCGAACGAGAACAUUUGGAAAUGGAACUAGAGAAGGCAGAAAUUGAACGAUCUACUUAUGUCACAGAAGUCAGAGAGCUGAAAGAUCUGUUGACUGAAUUGCAGAAAAAACUUGAUGAUUCAUAUUCUGAAGCAGUAAGACAGAAUGAAGAGCUAAAUUUGUUAAAAACACAGUUAAACGAAACAGUCAAAAAACUUAGAACUGAACAAAGUGAAAGACAGAAGGUAGCUGGUGACUUGCAUAAGGCUCAACAGUCACUGGAUCUUAUCCAGUCAAAAAUAGUAAAAGCUGCUGGAGAUACUACUGUUAUUGAGAAUAGUGAUGUUUCCUCAGAAACGGGGUCUACUGAGAAGGAGACAAUGUCUGUAAGUCUAAAUCAGACUGUAACACAGUUACAGCAGUUGCUUCAGGCAGUAAACGAAGAGCUCACAAAGGAGAAAGAACACUACCAUGUAUUAGAGUGAAGUAAUUGGGAAACCAUUCAAGGAUAACAGGAGGCAUUGUAUUAUAUUUUGCCAAAUUAAAGCCUUAUUUAUGUUUUCACCCUUUCUACUUCGUCAGAAACACUGAACAGAGUUUUGUCUUUUCUAAUCCUUGUUAGACUACUGAUUUAAAGAGAGAGAAAAAAAGCCAACUCUGUAGACACCUUCAGAGUUUAGUUUUAUAAUAAAAACUCUUUGAAUAAUUAGACCUUUACAUUCCUGAAGAUAAAAUAAACAUGUAAUCUUUUAUCUUAUUUUGCUCAAUAAAAUUGUUCAGAAGAUCAAAAGUGGUAAAGACAAUGUAAAAUUUAACAUUUUAAUACUGAUGUUGUACACUGUUUUACUUAACAUUUUGGGGAGUAACUGCCUCUGACUUCAACUCAAGAAAACGCUUUUGUUGCUAAUGUAAUCGGUUUUGUAAUGGCGCCGGCAAAUAAAGGGAUGCUUAUUAUUCA
Molecule: messenger RNA, 4780 nt
Organism: Rhinolophus ferrumequinum (greater horseshoe bat)
Lineage: Eukaryota; Metazoa; Chordata; Mammalia; Chiroptera; Rhinolophidae
Gene: KTN1
Product: kinectin 1
Exons: 45
Coding region: 231-4307 (1358 amino acids)
Biological process (GO): microtubule-based movement; protein transport
Cellular component (GO): endoplasmic reticulum membrane
Molecular function (GO): kinesin binding
Source: RefSeq, a predicted model, not a curated record